Racocetra fulgida is the source of this 1020-nucleotide messenger RNA. The record is from the annotation of a GenBank genome assembly. NCBI's taxonomy places the organism in Eukaryota, Fungi, Glomeromycota, Glomeromycetes, Diversisporales, Gigasporaceae.
AUGUCUUCACGCCGAGGUGAUCGUUCGCGAUCAGAAUCUCCUCAACGAAAAAAACAUCAUUCAAUACGGGAUGAGGACGAAGAACACAUAAAAUCCAAAAAGGAAAAAAAGCACAAAAAAAAAAGUAGUCAUAAGCGACAACGGUCCGAGAGUGAUUCAGACGAUGCAUUAACUAAAUUACCUAAAGGAAUAACUCGUAAUAUACUUAAAUCUAAUUUAAACCUUGAAAUAGCUAUUUCGGAGGACGAUUAUUUUACAAAAUCAGCAGAAUUUCGUACUUGGCUUAGAGAAAAAAAAGAUAAAUUUUUCGAUGAAUUGUCUUCUGAACAGGCUCGCCGAUAUUUUAAGAAAUUCGUCAGUGCUUGGAAUAAAUACAAAUUAAACAAGAAAUAUUAUGAUGGUAUGAGAUCAUCACAACUGACGAGCUCAGAGACCACACGAUAUAAAUGGAAACAUUUGAAAGUUAAUCAGCAUGAACUUGAUGAACUUGAUACUAUCAAGCAUUCAGUAGACCGACAAACAAAUGUAAAAUUCGCGUCCGAAGUACAAAUAAGAUCAGAUAUGGAUCAAGAGGACAAAGAGCGGUAUGAACGAGCACUACGAAAAAAAGAUCGUAAGAAUUUUCAAGCAACACAUAACAUGGUUCUUGAGGAAUUAGUGCCGAAGGCUACAGGUAAAGAAGCUUUAAUAGAAAAGAAAAGAGCUCGAAAUAAUUAUUAUAGAAGGGAAGCAAGCCCAGAUAUUGAACUGAAUGAAAGUGACCUAAUGGGCGGUGAUGACUAUGAAUCUAGGAACACCAUUUUGAUCUGUGAUUAUGGUUUUAGGCGUAAAGCUCAACAACGAGCUAAAGAUUCACGUGAACAAAGGAAACGAGAAUAUAAUGCAGAAAAGGCGGCAAAUAUGCAAGAAAAGGUUAAUGCGUAUCAUUCAAAAGAACAAGAAACUAUGGAAAUGUUUAGACAGAUGGCAGAACAGCAAAGAAAAUCAGGGGGUGGGUUGUGGGGCCAGCCAAAUUUGUGA